This is a messenger RNA of Thermothielavioides terrestris NRRL 8126, 578 nucleotides long. RefSeq lists its product as uncharacterized. The coding region runs from base 166 to 351 and encodes 61 amino acids. NCBI's taxonomy places the organism in Eukaryota, Fungi, Ascomycota, Sordariomycetes, Sordariales, Chaetomiaceae. The record is from RefSeq and is a predicted model, not a curated record. The transcript is spliced from 2 exons.
GACGUAACAAGGGUCGAGUUCGCUCCCCCAGAUGCUCGUGUAAGCUCCAACUUCCAAGUGCAUCAACAGGUAGCGGCCAGAAAGAAAACAAGACACCCAUCUUCAAUCAGAGAUAAUACGUUGGCUUCACUUGGCACGCUCCGCCCUCUUGAGCAUAGAUCCGUUAUGAACCCUAAUCCUCUGUCCGACCGCGAGAAGGCGCUGGAGAACCAAUGGAUCCGAGAGCGAGAGAAACAAUUGGCCAAGCAGAGAAGCGCCAAAAAGGACACAGCCAAGGAGACAGCCAAGGACAGCGGUAGCGGCGCUGGAAGUCGUAAGGGGCAAGAGCAGACCGGACAGGAGAAGAAGUGAGGUUCGUGCUAGGCAGUCCUUCAAGGCUUUCAAUUCUUGACUCAAUCUAAAAAACUCGUUGCCUCAAAAUGCAUCCAUAUUGCAACGCCCCCGCCCCCCAAGCAUUGCAUCCCCCCCAAAUCAUUGCUUGGUCGCAGAGCUGGUUCGUACCCUUGUUGCCUCCGGCCAGCGAUGGAAGGCUCCGUUUUGCGCAAGGGGAUCAAGAUCAAAAUCAGUCACUCGUCGGC